AGGUCAGAUGGCUCAGGGAGGAGUUCAGCUGGACCGGGAAACCUUCUCUUGUUCCAUCUGUCUGGAUCUACUGAAGGAUCCGGUGACUACUCCCUGUGGACACAGCUACUGCAUGAACUGUAUUAAAAGCCACUGGGAUGUAGAGGACCGUAAGUACAGCUACAGCUGUCCUCAGUGCAGGAAGACGUUCACACCGAGGCCUGUCCUGCUAAAAAGCACCAUGUUAGCAGAUUUAGUGGAGGAGCUGAAGAAGACUGGACUCCAAGCUGCUCCUGCUGAUCACUGCUAUGCUGGAGCUGAAGAUGUGGCCUGUGAUGUCUGCACCGGGAGAAAAGUCAAAGCACACAAGUCCUGUCUGAUCUGUCUUGUCUCUUACUGUGAGAAACACCUUCAGCCUCAUUAUGAUGUAGCUCAGUUAAAGAAACACAAGCUGGUGGAGCCGUCCAAGAAGCUCCAGGAGAACGUCUGCUCUCGUCAUGAUGAGGUGAUGAAGAUUUUCUGUCGUACUGAUCAGCAGCUUAUCUGUUCUCUCUGCACUGUGGAGGAACAUAAAGGCCACGACACAGUCUCAGCUGCAGCAGAGAGAGCUGAGAGGCAGAAAGAGCUCAAGGGGAGUCGACAAAAAGAUGUGAAGCUGCUUCAACAGCAGGUGAAGGCCAUCAAUCUCUCUGCUGAUAAAACAGUGUCCUUCAGCAAGAAGAACUUCACUGAGCUGAUCCGUCUCCUGGAGAAAAGAAGCUCUGAUAGUCCAAAAUCCCGUCUCAGGUCCUAA
Molecule: messenger RNA, 772 nt
Organism: Sander lucioperca (pikeperch)
Lineage: Eukaryota; Metazoa; Chordata; Actinopteri; Perciformes; Percidae
Product: E3 ubiquitin/ISG15 ligase TRIM25-like
Exons: 2
Coding region: 8-772 (254 amino acids)
Molecular function (GO): zinc ion binding
Source: RefSeq, a predicted model, not a curated record